Camelina sativa (false flax) is the source of this 726-nucleotide messenger RNA. The record is from RefSeq and is a predicted model, not a curated record. Lineage: Eukaryota; Viridiplantae; Streptophyta; Magnoliopsida; Brassicales; Brassicaceae.
AUGGGAUCUUACAAGAGGAAGUGUAUGUGGAACAGCUUAAAGGAUUUGGAAAUCCAGGAUAUCAUGGUUGUAGAAAUUUAUGUGGAUGAUAUCAUCUUUGGAAGCACAUGGCAAGAUUUGGUGAAUAAGUUUGUGGAGAAUAUGUCUCGAGAGAUUGAGAUGAGCUUAGUUGGAGAAUUAAAGUGUUUUCUGGGGUUGCAGAUCACUCAAACGGAUAAAGGAAUAUUUGUGUCACAAAGCACCUAUGCAAGGAAGCUGCUAUCAAAGUUUAAGUUAGACAACUGCAAAGAAGCAGUAACGCCUAUGAGUACAUCGAAGAAGUUAUUAAAAGAUGAGAAAGGUCAUGAUGUGGAUAUUACUUUAUAUAGAGGGAUGAUUGGAAGUCUGUUAUACUUAACAGCAAGCAGACAUGAUUUGUGCUUCAGUGUAGGAUUUUGUGCGAGAUAUCAAGCAAAACCAAAGCAGUCUCAUUUAGAAGCUGUGAAAAGAAUCAUUAAGUAUGUCAAAGGAACACUCGAUCUUGGACUAUGGUUGUCAAAAGGGUCAAAUUCAAGAUUAGUAGGAUAUUAUGAUGCAGACUAUGCUGGUAGUAUGGAUGAUCGGAAGAGUAGUAGUGGGAGUUGUUUCUUUCUAGGAAAUAACUUAAUCUCUUGGUUAAGUAAGAAACAAAAUUCUGCAUCAUUGUCAAAAGUUGAAUCAGAAUAUAUUGUUAAAGAAGAAGAAUAA